This is a messenger RNA of Parathielavia appendiculata, 900 nucleotides long. RefSeq lists its product as uncharacterized. Gene Ontology annotation, molecular function: acetate transmembrane transporter activity. Bases 1 to 900 code for a protein of 299 amino acids. Gene Ontology annotation, cellular component: plasma membrane. The transcript is spliced from 3 exons. NCBI's taxonomy places the organism in Eukaryota, Fungi, Ascomycota, Sordariomycetes, Sordariales, Chaetomiaceae. The record is from RefSeq and is a predicted model, not a curated record.
AUGGCCGACGCGGUGAACCACACGGCGGCCGAGAAAGAUCUUGGCCACACCACGGGCUCUGCCACUUCGUCGAACGGUGUGAAUGCGGCCCACCACCGCGGCUUCGACUACCGGAAUCCGAUGCAACACCUCCACUCCGACAACGAGCCCCGGCUGCCCGCCUUCGGUGGUGAGUUCCAGCCCGGUCUCUGGCGGCCGCAAGAGCACCGCAAGUUCGCCAACCCCGCGCCGCUCGGUCUCUCCGCUUUCGCUCUUACCACCUUCGUCCUCUCGGCCAUCAACAUGAAUGCGCGCGGUGUAACCGCGCCCAAUGUUGCUGUUCCCCUCGCAUUCGGCUAUGGUGGUCUCGUCCAGCUCCUCGCGGGCAUGUGGGAAAUGGCUGUCGGUAACACCUUCGGUGCCACCGCUCUCUCGUCCUACGGCGGUUUCUGGAUCGCCUACGGGAUCCUUCUCACCCCUCACUGGAACAUCACGGGCGCCGGCGGGCCGUACAUGACUGACGAGACCAAGGCGGUCGACCCCAAGAUGGUGGACUCGGCAAUCGGCCUCUUCCUCACGGGCUGGUUCGUUUUUACGACUAUCCUGCUGCUGUGCACGCUGCGCUCAACCGUCAUGUUCUUCCUGCUCUUCUUCACGCUCGACCUGGCCUUCCUGAUGCUCGCCUGCGGCCACUACGCUAGCGACAACGGUGCGACCGAAUCGUCCCACAGGCUUACUCAAGCCGGUGGUGGCUUUGGCAUGAUCGCGGCCUUCUUGGCUUGGUAUAAUGCCUUUGCCGGUAUUGCCGAUAGCAGCAACUCAUUCUUCCUCAUUCCUGUCUUCCACUUCCCAUGGUCGGAGAAGGGCCGCGAGCUCCGUCUCGCAAAGUCGGCUAGCCGCAACACUACGACGGCUGCUUAG